GCCCAAUCUUUGCGGGAUCAUUUAUUCAAAGAAAUUUAAUUAAGUAAUGAAGGAUAAAGAUGUAUAAAUUUCCUAUGAUUUAGUGACCCAAAUUUGCAUGAUUGCUACUAUUUUUAAUUAGCUCUAAAUAGUGUAUAUAUAGACUAUGUAUACGUACAGCCCAUUUUCAAGCUUAAGACUUUGGCUCUAAUGGAGCAGAAGAAUAUGCAAGCAAAACGCAGCCGUAGAGGGCAAAAGGGUGGGAUUAUCACCAUGCCCUUUAUCUUGGUGAAUGAAAUUUGUGACAAGCUGGCAGUGGUGGGUUUUGGUACCAACAUGCUUAACUACUUAACAAAACAACUACAUUUGCCAUUAACAAGAGCUGCUAAUACUCUCACCAAUUUCAAUGGAACUGCAAGCUUGACUCCAUUGCUUGGAGCCUUCAUAGCUGAUGCAUAUGCUGGGAGAUUUUGGACAAUUACUUUUGCCUCCACUAUAUAUUUAUUAGGAAUGAUCACUUUAACAAUAUCAGCAACACUGCCACAGCUAAGGCCACCACCAUGUCAACCAAAUCAAGUUUGCCAGGAAGCCAAUGGAGUUCAACUUGGAAUUCUCUAUCUCUCUCUUCUGCUAAAAUCUCUUGGAUCUGGAGGAAUUCGGCCCUGCGUAGCUGCAUUUGGGGCAGAUCAGUUUUCUGGGGAAGAUCCAAAGCAAAAGAUGACAACUUGGAGCUUCUUUAAUUGGUACUAUUUUGUCAUGGGAGGAUCGAUUCUGUUGGCUUCAACUGUGCUUGUUUACGUUCAAGAUUAUGUUGGAUGGAGUUGGGGCCUUGGAAUUCCUACGAUAUCUAUGUUUCUGUCAAUAGUGAUAUUUGUCGUUGGGUACCCACUCUAUCGAAUUUUAGACCCAGCUGGUAGUCCAUAUACGAGAUUGUUACAAGUCACUGUGGCUGCAUUAAGGAAAAGGAAGGUUUCUAUGGUUUCCGAUCCUAACUUUUUGUACAAAAAUGAGGAGCUUGAUGCUUCUAUUUCAGCAGAUGGAAUGCUUAAUCAUACUGAACAAUUUAAAUUUUUUGACAAGGCAGCCGUCGUAACAGAAGAGGAGAAGCUCAAACCAUUAGAAAGGCCAAAUCUAUGGAGACUAAACACUAUUCAUAGAGUUGAAGAACUGAAAUCUGUGAUCAAAAUGUUGCCGAUAAUGGCUGCUGGAAUCUUAUUCUUUACGGCCUCUGCCCAACAGCAUACAUUCUCACUACAGCAAGCCAAUACUAUGAACAAGCACCUUACAAAUUCCUUCCAAAUCCCUGCUGCUUCCAUGUCUGUGUUCACUUCAACUUCCAUGCUCGCUACAAUUGCUUUAUACGACCGUAUAUUUGUUCCUUUCCUUCGAAAAUUCACAGGGCUCGACCGUGGAAUAAAUUUCUUGCAAAGAAUGGCCAUAGGCUUCGCCAUUUCAAUAUUAGCCACUCUGGUUGCUGGAUUUGUUGAAGUGAAGAGAAAACACAUGGCAUUGGCCAGUGGGCUUACGAAUAGCAACAGUACCACCUUUCCCGUAUCAGUUUUUUGGCUUGUGCCGCAAUAUAGCCUUCAUGGGAUAUCUGAGGCUUUCAUGGCAGUGGGACAUUUAGAGUUUUUCUAUGACCAGGCACCAGAGAGCAUGAGGAGCACAGCUACUGCCCUGUUUUGGACAGCCAAUUCUGCAGGGAAUUAUGCAAGUACACUUCUGGUAUCUCUUGUUCACAAGUUCAGUGCUAGGCCUGAUGGUUCAAAUUGGCUUCCUGAUGAUAACCUGAACAUGGGGAAAUUGGAGAACUUCUAUUGGUUGAUCACAUGUUUGCAAGUUGUAAAUUUUGUUUACUACUUGGUUUGUAUAAAAUACUAUACUUUCAAGUCUCUUCAGGGACCAAGCAUUGAAAUUGGUGAACCAAAAGAGGAAAUUGAACUUGAGAGUCAGGCUUAGGAGAAAUUUUAUAAUACAAUAAUCAAAGAAUAAAUUUUACUUCCCCAAGUUUCUUAUA
This is a messenger RNA of Manihot esculenta (cassava), 1996 nucleotides long. Its product is annotated as protein NRT1/ PTR FAMILY 3.1. Gene Ontology annotation, cellular component: plasma membrane. Gene Ontology annotation, molecular function: transmembrane transporter activity. NCBI's taxonomy places the organism in Eukaryota, Viridiplantae, Streptophyta, Magnoliopsida, Malpighiales, Euphorbiaceae. Gene Ontology annotation, biological process: transmembrane transport. The coding region runs from base 190 to 1938 and encodes 582 amino acids. The record is from RefSeq and is a predicted model, not a curated record. The transcript has 4 exons.